Penicillium robsamsonii is the source of this 1098-nucleotide messenger RNA. RefSeq lists its product as uncharacterized. Bases 1 to 1098 code for a protein of 365 amino acids. The record is from RefSeq and is a predicted model, not a curated record. NCBI's taxonomy places the organism in Eukaryota, Fungi, Ascomycota, Eurotiomycetes, Eurotiales, Aspergillaceae. The transcript has 2 exons.
AUGAACGGUAUUCGUGGGGCAGUGCCGAGCCGUUGCCUGGGUUCGCCGGCGACAACAUCCAUUCCUAGCUUUGCGAUUGUCGACACGAUCCAUCCCAACAUUCACCACGCAUCACAAUCAACUCAACAAAUGAAGAAUAUCAAAAAAUUCUUUCAUCGCAUCCAAGCGAAGGCUUCGGCCACGCAAAAGCGCAUUCGCGGGGGGCUCUCGGCCACAGGCGAGUGCAUUCGAGGAAAGUUUACGGCCAUAUGCAAGUUCAACAAAGCGAGAGCUUCGGUGGUUUCGGAUUCAGAGGCUUCGGCAGUCCCGUACGAGUCUGACCAAGCCAUUGAGCUAGUCCCGAUAUCCCAGAAGAUGCCUCAUGCAUACAUGUACGCCAGUUCCGAUACCCCGCUUUGCUAUGUCGCCCCUUUCGCCUAUCCUAACUCUAAGGAAAGAAACCCGUUGUCGUUUGGCGAGUGGAAAUCGUUUGAAGAAAGGUUCCACGAGGAUAUGAGAAGGUACCCCCCAGAGGUGAUCGUGGACCAACGCAGCCCAUCCCUAUUCAAGUGGCUCCCGCUGGAUAUUCGCGCCAAGAUAUGGGGGUAUGUCCUCGGCAACACCAAGGAGGCCAUAUUUCUUAGAAACGAUGGUAUCGCACCGAAAAUCCCAACUUCCAUGCGAUUUGUGUCGCUCGACUUGAUGUCGGAAGCUUGGUUUGCUUGGGUCAAUUCAAUGAGCAACCGGACUCUGGUAGUGGUGGACUUCCCGCGGCACGCCUACCUUGGCCCACCCUGCCCAAUUCUUCGAGAUCUGUCGACAGUCCGCCUCCGAGCACUCAAAUUCGCACUGGGUGACGACGAUGCCGAGAAGGCCGCGAGGAGAAACCAGCAAUUCGUGAGAUUUAUCUCAAAGCACAGAGAUGAUGGCUUCCUCGCCAUUCGCACGUUGAUUAUAGAAUUGCGAAAGAACUGGACAAGCGGUGGCUUCACCGAGGUGGACCUUGCCGGCCUUCUGACCUGCGGGGCCUUUGCUCACGUUGAGAGAAUUCGGAUUCACGGAUGGAUCAGAAGUGAGAGUUUGGAUCGGCUCCUGAAGCAAGCCCAGCGGAUGGCCUAG